AUGGAUUUUGCGACCCAUGAUAAUACACCUGGGCCGCCAGCUCCCGCAAACGAGAUGCCGCAGUCCUCCGGCCAGUGGAUGGCUCAGCCACCAACUGUGCAACCGCAAUGGCCUCACUCCGCUCCCUUUUACCCUCAAUACAAUUCGACCAGUCCAGCAUUCAGCCAUUCUUACAUGGCCGCGCAGAAUAGAUCUUACCUCGCUACAGGCCCGUCUGCCCCCCCGCUUUCCUCGCUCAACAUCAAUCAAUAUCAAAUGCCAGCCAACCCGUGGAUUGCUCCCCCCGUUCCGCAUCAACUCAAUACUUAUCCAGCUCACCCGUUUGGAUCGACUGCUAGUCCCACUGGACAACAAAUGCACUAUGCUUCCGGUGGCCCAAACGUCUUGCCUGCGUUUCCCCAGCCGCAGUUUGGCUUUGCGCAGCAGCCCGUUUCAACAAACAUGCAGUCACCACCUUGGCCUGUGAAUACACAGCCGAAUCUCAACGUUCGCCUGAAUAACCCGUCUGUGAACUCGGUGCCCUAUCAUUCUCAAGAAGCUUUCGAAUCGAUGCCUCUACAUCCAUCCAUUGUCAACGACAGAACCGCCCCGUCUUCUUCCUUUUCCGAGCGAAGACGUCUCGAGCAUACCCGAGGGCGACGGUCAGGCGGUCCUAGAUUCACAGUUUCCGAGAGCCGUGGUGAUUGGACAAGACAAUUUGGUGGUUCGGCUGUGCUCUAUCCCGGCCCUCAGCGUCAAGCGACAAUGAAUCAUACCGGUAGCUUGGACGAAUCUGAGACUAGGCGCUUGCAGCUGCUUCGUAGCCCUUCGACCAGCAGGAGCGUUGUGUCGAGAGAGGCGCUACAAGGCCUGCUGGAUGUCAUAGUGGAUGAUCUUGCUAAAGGCGAUAGAACCUGCAUGAUCUGCUACAACGAAUACGGAACAAGAUCUCCCGAGGAUGUAAUUGAGAAACCGCUUAGACUGCCCAAGUGCAAGCACGUGUUUGGCAAUCGCUGUAUCCUCAAGUGGUUUGAGGAUUCGGAUAGCUGUCCCUAUUGCCGUGAUAAAUUGCAGUCUGAGCCAAAACUUCCACCGUCAUCCACCCGGGCUUUCUUGGACAUAAUGAGGAUUAGGGGCUGGGCAGCAGGAUCAGAGGUGGCGGAAGAAUUUUACCGACGAAUCAUGGCGGGUGAGGAUGUCAGAGCAUUAGUCAGUGUCGGCCGCUCCAUGGCCGAGAGGCGGCCUCCUCCCGAAGAUGACAACUACGGCGACGCAACUAGAAGGACCCGACGGCGUCGAUCCAGUUCGUCAAGCCUCGACGCGGAGAUUCUGUCGCCAACGCAGAGUGCAGCAAAUGUACGCCGAGCAAGACAUCGAGUCACGCCAAACUCGUCGGACCGACCAUUGCCAACGCAGACGGAGCCUCGACUAAACUCGUGGAUGUUUUUGGCUCCAGCGGUUCCUGAAGCGCCAGGUAGCAUUGCUCCAAAUGCACCCUUGCGGUAUCAAUCCCCAGCUCGUCCUGCUCAGUCGACAGUGGUGCACCAAUCAAAUCCAGCGAUAUCACCACCGGUAGCACAUCAAGGUGCAUAUACAAGAAAUGUUGGCCCAGCCGCGGGCUCGAGUGCCAUGGCAAAUCCGCUUCACACAAGUGCAGAGGCAUCGCAGAUGGUCCAAAUGGCUUCCAACGAUAACUAUGCGGAUGAAAUGAUUGAAGACGUAUAUCUUAGUGGACAGGAUUCAUCUUGA
This is a messenger RNA of Beauveria bassiana ARSEF 2860, 1728 nucleotides long. RefSeq names its product zinc finger family protein. Bases 1 to 1728 code for a protein of 575 amino acids. The record is from RefSeq and is a predicted model, not a curated record. Gene Ontology annotation, biological process: ubiquitin-dependent protein catabolic process. NCBI's taxonomy places the organism in Eukaryota, Fungi, Ascomycota, Sordariomycetes, Hypocreales, Cordycipitaceae. The transcript is spliced from 3 exons. Gene Ontology annotation, molecular function: ubiquitin protein ligase activity.